Molecule: messenger RNA, 1176 nt
Organism: Raphanus sativus (radish)
Lineage: Eukaryota; Viridiplantae; Streptophyta; Magnoliopsida; Brassicales; Brassicaceae
Exons: 6
Coding region: 58-969 (303 amino acids)
Source: RefSeq, a predicted model, not a curated record
AGGAGGAGAGAAGAGAACGGAAAAAAAAACAACAAUCAAUCAAUCACAGAGAGAGCGAUGGCGUCACGAAGCAGGAUGUUAGCGACACUUCUCUCCUCGAUCUCCGGCGGUAAGGUCUCUCACGGAUCAUCAUCGGAACGUAUCAUCGCGAGAACGGGAGCAUUGCUCAGCAGCGGCGGCCGUCGACGGAUCUCCUCCGCUUCGUCAUCUGCUGUUGUCGUGGCGGAUGAUGAUGAAGAUGAAUCGGGAGGGAUCUACGGAUUGGGAGGCGCGUUGAAGGAGUACGAGGAUUACAGGAGGUCUCUCUACGGUGGUGAGUUCACUCACAAGGCGUUGCUCGUCGACGCUGUUGGGACUCUCCUUGUUCCCGCCCAACCUACGGCUCAGAUAUACAAGAACAUUGGAGAGAAGUAUGGAGUUGAGUACUCGGAGGCUGAGAUACUUACUAGGUACAGAAGAGCUUAUCAGAAGCCAUGGGGCCAAUCCCAUCUCAGAUAUGUGAACGAUGCGAGACCUUUCUGGCAAUAUAUAGUGAGCGCAUCAACAGGCUGUUCGAAUUCUCAAUACUUUGAAGAGCUUUACGACUAUUUCACUACAGAACAGGCGUGGAAGCUAUGUGAUCCGGAGGCAGAGAAAGUGUUCAAGGCUAUUAAAGAAGCGGGUGUGAAAGUCGCCAUUGUGUCUAACUUCGACACUCGUUUAAGACCUCUCCUAAGAGCACUGAGAUGUGAAGACUGGUUUGAUGCUUUGGCUGUUUCAGCAGAAGUUGAAGCGGAGAAGCCAAACCCGACCAUCUUCUUGAAAGCUUGUGAGUUGUUAGGAGUGAAUCCUGAGGAUGCGGUUCAUGUAGGAGAUGACCGUAGGAAUGAUUUAUGGGGAGCUAGAGAUGCAGGCUGUGACGCUUGGCUCUGGGGAAGUGAAGUUACUUCGUUUAAACAGGUUGCUCAACGGAUAGGAGUCAAGGUCUGAAGCAAAGCAUAUGAGAGAAAUGGUUCAGACAUUGAUCAGGCUUUCAGUUUUAGCUCUCUUUCUUUUUUUUGUGUGAGCAGCUUUGUAUAUUUGGUUUCUUGUUUUGUUUGUAGUAUAUUGUGUGUUAUACAUUUUGCAGCUCAUGUAAAGAAAGACCAUAAAUAAAUGUAAAAUAUGAGAUCAAUAUAGCUUCAUGAUCGUUCUGGA